UCACGUGACGCAAUUGGCUCGAAAACUUCGCGCAAAUAUCGAGUUGACGUCCAGUUUUAUUCCAAACAAUUAAACAACUCUGUUGGAAUACUUUUCCAGUUUGUUGCAAUUCAUUUGACGCCCGACUGAAUGUCAUUAAACGGGUUGAUAACGAGUUCUGGGAGGAUGAGAAACGCGGGAGAGCUGACUCAGAGUCCUUUCCAGCAGCUACGCCAGCAGAUGCUCGACAUCUUGGGAGACGGAGGGAUCCUGAAGGAGGUGGUCCAGUCUGGAGAGGGUCCACCUGUGCCUCAAAAUGCUUCAGUAUUGAUGUAUUACUCUGGUUUCCUGGAGUAUUCUGAUCAGCCUUUUGAUACCACCGCACACCUCAAGUACCCUCGGAUGAUGAAGUUGGGGAGAGAUCUGACACUAGCUGGAUUGGAGCUGGGGCUGUUGACCAUGAAGAGAGGAGAGUUCUCUCGUUUCCUCUUCCAGCCACAGUACGCAUACGGAGACAUGGGCUGUCCUCCGUAUAUCCCUGCUGCUGCCACUGUUCUGUACGAGGUGCAGAUCCUGGACUAUUUUGACUCCGCUCAAGUGGAUGACUUUUUUACCAUGAGUCCGGAGGAGCAAAACACCAUUCCAUUGUCCACACUUCUAGAAGUCGUCAACACUCUGCGCAACUUUGGCAACCGUUGCUUCAAUCAGAGCAGAUAUGAAAAUGCCAAAGAUCGUUAUAAACAAGCAAUAACUCUGCUGGAAAACAGAAACCCACGGAGCGUGCCAGAGAAAGAGAAGAUCAAGACAGCUCGGCUCCCUCUCUAUCUGAACCUUUCUCUCACUGAGCUCCGUCUGGAGAACCCACGCAAAGCCCUCAAAUACGGAAACAAAGCCCUGGAGCUAGACGCCGCCAACACAAAGGCUCUUUUCCGCUGUGGGCAGGCUUACCUGGAGCUGUGUGACUAUGAGAGCGCUCAGGGUUGCCUCAUAUCUGCUCAAGCAAAGAAGCCUUUUGAUCAUGACAUCAACAACCUGCUGAAGAAAGUGGCAACAUGUUAUAAAGACAGCUUGGACAAAGAAAAAUAUGUUUACUCCAGGAUGUUUAGAGAACUGAGGGACCCAGAGAAGAUGUGAGGAUCAUCU
Messenger RNA from Nematolebias whitei (Rio pearlfish), 1122 nucleotides. It is a transcript of the gene fkbp6, whose product is annotated as FKBP prolyl isomerase 6. The transcript has 8 exons. Gene Ontology annotation, molecular function: peptidyl-prolyl cis-trans isomerase activity; protein binding. The coding region runs from base 130 to 1113 and encodes 327 amino acids. NCBI's taxonomy places the organism in Eukaryota, Metazoa, Chordata, Actinopteri, Cyprinodontiformes, Rivulidae. The record is from RefSeq and is a predicted model, not a curated record.